Molecule: messenger RNA, 795 nt
Organism: Aureobasidium musti
Lineage: Eukaryota; Fungi; Ascomycota; Dothideomycetes; Dothideales; Saccotheciaceae
Source: the annotation of a GenBank genome assembly
AUGUCUGACGCGCACGCUCCCUUGACCUGGGAAACCUCGACCCACACCCAGCCUCAGCUGGCCACAUCUUUACCGUCUGAAGUUGUCAACUGCUUAGAGAAUGCUCGCUAUGUUCGUCUGAUCCACCUUGAUGCUUGGAACACACCAUGUGCUAACCCUGAUGAUAGCNUUCAUCUGGCAACUUGCACAGAGCUGCAUCCCCAUGUUGCCCUCAUGAACUACACCUACCUUGCCUCACAUCCCUUCGCCGACUCUACCUCGCAAAUGCCGUCUGGUCCCGUAAUCAUCAUGACUUCGAACCCUGCUUCGCGCAAGACCGUCAACCUCACCGCAAACCCGAACGUAUCGCUUCUUGUCCACGACUGGGUGUCGCAUAGACCUGCUACCAACAAUAGAAACUCGUCGCCCGAGGGCCGCAGAGCCCCUGGUCGUAGCUCCCUGGCCACCUUGCUCAUGGGCAUGAACACAACUCAGAUGGGCUCAAUCAGUGCAACCAUCAAUGGCACCGCUGUCGUCUUGCCUGUCGGAUCAGAAGAAGAGAAAUGGUGCAAGUUGCAGCAUCUGGAGAACAACACCUUUGAGAGGGAGGAGACAUCACAGAACGUUCUGAGUCCUUCAACGAGCAAUGCAGAGGACGAAGAAGCCAGCAAACAGUCCUUCUUGCAGGAUGAGGACAUAAGAGUAGUCGUUGUCAGGAUAAGAGAAGGCAGAAUCGCAGACUGGAAGGNNGGAGGUGUCAAGGACUGGGUCCUUGCUCCUGCCGAGGGUGCAGGCAACCUCGUCAACGGUCUAUGA